AAAAUAUUCGAAUCACAGUCAAGUCACUUCCGCGUUUUAUCAUCACCUCACUUUGAAGAGUCGAAAUUAUUUUUAAAUAAUUGAUUUUUGUACGCUAAGGCAGUUAGUAACAGCUAUUACAACUCAAAACACUUUAAAGACAAGGAGCAAAAAUCAUGGUGUCCAAGACAGCCUGUAAAGCGUUCCUGCUCAUUAUAAAUGUGUUACUUUUCCUUUGUGGAGCCAUUAUAAUGGGAAUAGGAAUCUGGGCUAUAGCUGACAAAAUCUUCAUAUCCAAUAUCAUAGGGAGCUCACUGUUCAACUCUGCAUCCUACAUCAUGGUGGUAGUAGGAGCGUGUAUAAUAGUGACAACAUUUAUAGGAUGUGGUGGCGCAGUGGCCAACAACAAAUGCCUUGUUGCCGUGUUUGUAGCUGUGAUUGGGUUGAUGUUUGUGCUCCUUCUUACAGCCGCCAUUUUGGGUGCUGUCUUCAGGGAUAAUCUUGAAGACAACCUCCAAGAGGACAUGAAGCGUGGCAUCAGAACUCAGUAUGCCACCAGUGUUGAUUACAGUGAUAGAAACAGGGAUGUCACAGAGUCCUGGGAUAUGUUGCAACAACGGUUGCGAUGCUGUGCUGUCAAUGAUGAGGGCUGGGGUCUGUACCAGGAGUCCAACUGGUUCACCAGGCAGUACAGUGAGUAUGACAAAAAAUUCGUGCCACCCAGCUGCUGUGUAUAUGAAAACAGACUGGGCCAGUAUCUGAACCUGCAAAACUGUCAGUCAUUCGCAUUUGGACCACCGAGGAUGCAAACUGGGGCUCAGAAUAACGCUCUUCAUUACAGGGGUUGUUACACGGCUGCUAGAGAGUUUAUCAUAGAGCAGGCAAACAUUGUUCUCGGCAUCGGCUUCGCGUUCUGCGUAUUCCUGAUUACUGGUGUAGUGGCGGGAGUUUUGUUUAUCCUUAAGUUGGGUGAGACAGGGGAAAUGGAGUACUAAGAAUGAUGGUGAGAGGUUUUCUUUCAGAUUGCUGGUGUUGUGAUGGGUGUUAUCUUUGUCUUGAAGUUGAAAGAAAGUGACCAAGGGGAUUAUAACGUGCGUACGGCUGACAGAGGAGAUUAAUAAUUCGUGCAUUCAUAGCGAAAAUCUCAAUAGAAGUCAAAUGAAAAAAGAAUUUGUUAGUAAAAUGGAAUAUGUUAUAAUUGAAGCAAUCUGUUUGCUGUAACCAAUUACUCUAAGAUUUUGAAGAUGAAAUUCAAGUCGACUAAGUUGUGAAUUAUGAUACAAACCAUUUAGAAAUUUGGUACAAAAUGGGUUUAUUUGAAAUCAAUGUGAAUAGUUAAACACUUUUUUUAAUCUUUUAAUUCUGAAUGAAACAGUGAGUGAUGACAAAUCCAUGGAUUUGGGAGUUUCCCACAGCAAUUAAGUUUUGUGUGACCUCAAUUUCUGGCAGCAAUAUUUUAAGCAUACACAUGCAUUCUAUACCAAUCCAUGUGCAUGUGUUUAUAUAUGUUUCAGUACAACGAGGGCUUUAGUCAUGCGUUGUAUUUAGGCACAAAUGGUUUUAUUUUUUUUAAGGAGUAUGACUAUGUAUUAUGUUUUAUAAAUCUAGUUUUCAAAAUGUUCAUCAUUCAAAACAUGUUUCGUUGAAAUGAAUGUUCAUGAUAAGUAUGCAUGCCUAAGUUGUCCAUGUAUGGUACAUUGACUUCGUAAUGUUACUCCAUGGAAAGUUUGUUUUAAUGAUCAGGGCCCGUAUUCACCAAACAAUUCUUAGACUUUAGUCUAAAAAUGAAGAAUAUUCUUUAAAUUGAUAUAUUCAAUAAGUGCUUGAAUUUUGAGUAAAACUUGUUAUUAAACAUCUCUAUCUAUGGCAUUUUUCAUGUAGAACAUUUUGUUAAUGACAUUAUUACCAGUGGAGGCAUGUAUAUAUUCAAACAUUGAACGCAUUUUUUCUUGGUCCCAAAUCUUUUCGUUAUUUUUAAGUCUAAUAAUGGGUUGGUGAAUACGGGCCCAGUCUUAUGAAUGUUAAAGAAAAAUAUGGGUCAAUCAAUGACUUGUAAAUAGUUGAGUCUUGCUAUGGAAAAAUAGGGCUCAAUAAAAGUGUGUAAAGUGUAACAGUCAUCCUUGAUUAGCCUGUGCUGUCCAUACAGGCUUUUAAGGGACAACACAUUCUGCCAGACUGGAUAUGUGUUUAUAAGAGACUUUUAUUAAACAAAUAUUCCUAAAGCAGCAAAUGUCUUCCUGUCAGAUUGACCUUUGCGUACAGCAUGGCUAAUAAGGGAGAACACUACAAACAUGCAUUGGGCCCCGUUUUCCUAGAGCAAGGCCCAUUUUAGUGUUGAUAUUGGGCUCAAUUCACAUUGUACACGGCAAAUAUUGAUAAGAUAUUGAAUAUUAUCAUGCAUCGAUAACUUAAAUUAUUACCAUUAACAAUUGAUUUUUAUAAGAUGUUAUGUGGUGAUGCAAUAAAUAAAUUAAAACAUAAAAGUUAUUUUAACAUAUCAUAACUGAACGCAUAUCAUACUUGUGCCAUGUAUGGUAACAGCUUUUAUUUAAAACAUUUUGUGAGUGAAUUCAUCAUUUGUGUAUGAUUUAAUUUUUUUUAGUGUUUAUUAGAUAAUUGGAUUUCAUGAUUGCUGUAAAAAGGUUUUAGGAUAUGUGAGUGCACUCAGGACUGAAGAUAUGUUUAGGAAACAAGUACGACCUGGAUAUUGUAAAUUUUCUUGUCAUAUGCAAAUUUUGUAUUUUUAAAGUAUGUUAAAUUCAGAACAAGCUUACAAAUUGUAGUAAAUUUUCAGAACAUUUUAUUCUAAACAUAGGUUGUAUCAGAAGAUAAAUUUCAAGUUCGGAAAGUUUAACAUCAUAUUGUUUAAUGCUUUGUCCUGUUGAUUGUAUUUAAUUUUAUGUAUUAUCCCGGUUCCAUUGAAUGCAUUCAUACUUUUACUGUUUUUAUGUCCCCCAGUCUAUUGUUUUUGCCCUGUCUGUUUGUUGGUAUGUUGGUUUGUUUGUUUGCGUCAAACUUUAACAUUGGCCAUAACUUUUGCAAUAUUGAAGAUACCAACGUGAUAUUUGGCAUGCAUUUGUAUCUCAUGGAGCUGCACAUUUUGAGUGGUGAAAGGUAAAGGUCAUCCCUCAAGGUCAAAGGUCAAAUAUAUGGGGGGGGGGGACAUAAUGUUUCACAACACAUCUUGUUUUUCUUUGGUUUUGGUCCUAGUUGAAAUUCAAAGGUUGUGUAUGACUAUUUUUUUGUUAGGUUAAUUAUUUUAAAUUCUCUCUUUUAAUGUGUAUAACUUGUUUUAGUUUAUAUGAGUGCCUUUAAGUAAAGGAUAUUGAUUUUUAUUAAAUUCUGUUCUUUCGGAGUCUCCUGUAAUUAGACACGUUUAGUUGACACAUUUUACAUUUACACAAUAAAAAAUGGAAAGUAUUUUUUAUUAUAUCUUGGAUCAAUUAUUUCUGUGAACAUGACCAUAGAGAUUAAUACCAUACUCCAUUAUUUUAGUGAACGUUUUAAUAUUGUAUUUUUGUAUAGUUAUAUGUGUAAGUAUGUAUAGGUUUACAUAUUUUUGUAUAGGUAGAUAUGUAUGUAUGUAAAGGUUUAUACUUGUAGUAUUUUAUGUAAAUGCUUCAUGUAUAUUUUCAUCCUUUUACAUUUUACUUUUGAGUACCGGUAUAUUGUGAAUAAAUAGCAAAACUGUG
Messenger RNA from Dreissena polymorpha, 3671 nucleotides. RefSeq names its product tetraspanin-9-like. Gene Ontology annotation, cellular component: membrane. The record is from RefSeq and is a predicted model, not a curated record. Bases 156 to 974 code for a protein of 272 amino acids. The transcript has 9 exons. Lineage: Eukaryota; Metazoa; Mollusca; Bivalvia; Myida; Dreissenidae.